This is a messenger RNA of Cannabis sativa, 846 nucleotides long. RefSeq names its product mitogen-activated protein kinase kinase kinase 20-like. The record is from RefSeq and is a predicted model, not a curated record. Lineage: Eukaryota; Viridiplantae; Streptophyta; Magnoliopsida; Rosales; Cannabaceae. The transcript has a single exon. Gene Ontology annotation, biological process: protein phosphorylation. The coding region runs from base 1 to 846 and encodes 281 amino acids. Gene Ontology annotation, molecular function: protein kinase activity; ATP binding.
AUGGAUAAAUAUGAAGAAGGAGAUUUAGAAGAGAGUUUGCAUUCUUCUCCAUAUUGGAUUAGGGGUUCGAUGCUUGGAAAAGGUGGAUUUGGUUCUGUUUACAUGGCGAGAAUGGUUAAGGAACCAUCGCCAUUGUAUGGAACUACGCUUGUUCGUGGCUUUCAUCCAAUUAUGGCUGUCAAAACUUCACGUCUUGCAAAGGGUGAAGAAUUAGAAAAUGAGAAAAAAUUUAUUGAAUAUUUUGAUGAUUGCCCUUAUAUUAUUAAGUGUUUUGGUCAUGACACUACUCUUAAUAUAAUUGAUGGUGGAGAAGAAGUAUUUUAUAAUGUCUUCUUGGAAUACGCUGUCGGGGGGACAUUGUUUGAUUUCAUCUUAAAUUCUCCUCUUUAUAAUGAAUCUAAACAAGUUAAACAGUUCCUUCAACAAAUUCUGAAAGGCGUUGAUUAUAUUCAUGAGAAGGGAUUUGUACACUGUGAUUUGAAACCUGAGAACGUAUUAUUAGUGAAAGAAAUAAGAGAAGAAAACUUUUUCUUUAUGGCUAGAAUUUCUGAUUUUGGAUUGGCAAAGAUGGUUGAUGACUCGACGACUCGUGUUAGAGGUACUAAAGCAUAUUUAGCUCCUGAGUGUCGAGGUGAAAACCGAAUUCAAGGACAGUUUUCAGACAUUUGGGCAAUUGGUGUCAUGGUUUUAUUCAUGCUAACCAAAGACCUAAAGUGGAAUAAAAAUCUAUACUACUGUAUCUCCAACGAAGCUAUCGAUUUUAUAUUGAAAUGCACAAAUCUUAAUCCUUCUAAAAGACCAUCAGCAAAGAUACUUCUCAACCAUCCAUUUAUAACAAAUAUGUAA